This is a messenger RNA of Microtus oregoni (creeping vole), 3248 nucleotides long. RefSeq names its product zinc finger protein 431-like. NCBI's taxonomy places the organism in Eukaryota, Metazoa, Chordata, Mammalia, Rodentia, Cricetidae. Bases 282 to 1769 code for a protein of 495 amino acids. Gene Ontology annotation, biological process: regulation of transcription by RNA polymerase II. Gene Ontology annotation, molecular function: RNA polymerase II cis-regulatory region sequence-specific DNA binding; DNA-binding transcription factor activity. The transcript is spliced from 6 exons. The record is from RefSeq and is a predicted model, not a curated record.
CGAUUUUGCAGAGGAGCUGGCACCGUUGGUUUCCUGUGUUGCGGUAAAGUUGCUGCUGCAGGGAGUUGAUAAACUGAGAGCUUUGGCGAGCUGAGAAAUGACAACAUGGUUAUAAGCUGAGUUGAAUUGCUCAUCUGGUGUUGAUUUAAUUUUGGUAUUUUAUUGACUUCAGCCCUCAAUUUGAUUAUUUCCUAUCCUCUACUCCUCCUGGGUGACCUGGAUUCCUGUUCUCGGGUGCAGUUGCUGUUGCAGAGAGAUGAUGAGCUGAGAACUUUGGCAAAAUGGAGAAGCACAACAUGAAGGCAGUGAGCUAUGAUGAUGUGCACAUCAACUUCACUAAGGAAGAGUGGGAUUUACUGAAUCCUUCCCAGAAGAAUCUCUACAAAGAUGUGAUGCUGGAGACCUACAGGAACCUCACUACUAUAGGAUACAUUUGGGAAGACCUUAACACCGAAGAGCAUUGUCAAUGUUCUAGAAGACAUGCAAGGAAUGAAAAAACACAUAGCGGAGAAAAAUGCUUUGAAAUUAAGCAAUGUGAUGAAGUCUUUUCUUAUCACAAUCAUCUUGAAAUGCAUAAAAGAACACGCACUGGAGAGAAACCCUAUGAAUAUCGUCAAGAUGAUAAAGACUUUCUUCUUUAUGCAACUCAUCAAAGUCAUAAACAAAUAUAUACUGGAGACAAACAUCAUGAAUGUAAUGAGUAUGGUAAGGCCUUUACACAGACCAUUGCUCUUCAAUACCAUAAAAUAACACAUACUGGAGAAAUACCCUAUGAAUGUAAUCAGUGUGCUAAGGUCUUUGCAUGUCACAGUGAUCUUCAAAGGCAUAAAAGAACACAUACUGGAGAGAAACCCUAUGAAUGUGACCAGUGUGGUAAGGCCUUUGCACGUCGCAGUGGUCUUCAAAUACAUAAAAGAACACAUACUGGAGAGAAACCCUAUGAAUGUAAUCAGUGUGGUAAGGCCUUUGCACGACAUAAUAAUCUUCAAUUGCAUCAAAGAACACAUACUGGAGAGAAACCCUAUGAAUGUAAUCAGUGUGGAAAAGCCUUUGCACACCACAGUCAUCUUCAAAUCCAUAAAAGAACACAUACUGGAGAGAAACCCUAUGAAUGUAAUCAGUGUGGUAAGGCCUUUGCACAACACAGUACUCUUCAAAGCCAUGAAAGAUCACAUACUGGAGAGAAGCCCUAUGAAUGUAAUCAGUGUGGUAAGGCCUUUGGAUGUAACAGUCAUCUUCAAAGGCAUAAAAGAACACAUACUGUAGAGAAACCCUAUAAAUGUAAUCAGUGUGGUAAGGCCUUUGCUCAACACAGUAAUCUUCAAUUGCAUAAAAGAACACAUACUGGAGAGAAACCUUAUGAAUGUAAUCAUUGUGGUAAGGCCUAUGCAUGGCACGGUGAUCUUCAAAGGCAUAAAAGAACACAUACUGGAGAGAAACCCUAUGAAUGUAAUCACUGUGGUAAGACCUUUGUUCAACACAGUAAUCUUCAAACGCAUAAAAGAACACAUACUGGAGAGAAACCCUAUGAAUGUAAUCACUGUGGUAAGUCCUUUGCAGCUCAGAGUAGUCUUCAAAAUCAUAAAAGAACACAUACUGGAGAGAAACCCUAUGAAUGUAAUCAUUGUGGUAAGGCCUUUGCACGUCAUGGUCAUCUUCGAGUGCAUAAAAGAACACAUACUGUAGAGAAACCCUAUGAUAUAAGCAGUAUGGUAAGGCCUUUGCACGACAUAAUCAUCUUUAAUUGCAUAAAAGAAUACAUACUUUAGAGAAACCCUAUGAUUGUAAGCAGUGUGGUUAUGCCUUUGCUCAAUGUGGUUCUCUUCAAAUGCAUAAAAGAACACAUACUUGAGAGAAACUGAAUGAUAUCAGUGUUAUAAGGCCUUUGCAGACCCCAGUAAUCUUAAAAGGCUUAAAAUGUAACAUACUCUAGAGAUACCUGUUAAUGGAAUGUGAUAAAUUCUUUUUCAUAAUCAUCUCCAAAUACGUACUAUGAGCCCUUCUGUAGAGAAAUCCUGGAGUUAAUUUGUAUACUUUUCAAAAACAUGAAAAAAAUCAUACUGUAGUGAAACUCUAUAAAUGAAUUCAGUGUCAUGAUGUUUUGUGCUUCACAGAAGAGUAAGACUUUGUGUGUAGUCAUCUGAAAAAGCUUGUGGAUAUUAUCAUAAUCUUUUGGACCUCAGGAAAAAACUGGGAGCUUAUUUUAAAUUGUUCUUUCAUAUGUUAAGCCACUAUUGUCAGUUAACCAAAAUCAGUUAUUGUGUAGAAAAAAGUUUGAUAAUGUCAACAAUUUGUUUAUGCAUCAUUAUACCUAUCUUUAUUUUAGUUUGAACCAGCAAAUUAAUGGAUAAAACCUUAUUGGUUACAGGAAGGGUAUUCCAACUUUUGUCUUCAAACCAGAGCCAAAGGAAAGAACUUUGGCUCUGAAUCUCGAACUAGAUAACGAAACAACGUCUCCCUGAAAACAGCCAAAACAUUAAAAAGGCCCAGUGAAAGAAACACAAGUUGGCUCUCAAACCAGAGCCAUAAAAUCCUAAGAGUUUCAACAAUGUUUUUAAGCUCAAAGGAUACCAUUAGCUGAAAUAUGAGAGGCAUGAAGAGUCAAAUCUCUCAUAUGUUUACUUGUAUGUUUUGUAUAAAAGUAUCCUUAGAAGUUGGGGAUAAAAUUAUGGUUAUCAGAAGAUUGGGAGUGGUCAUCAAGAAGGUAGAUAGAAGGUGGUUACAAGGAAUAUUUUCUGAAAAAGAAAGAUGGCUUGAAGUAAAAAAUGAUGGAAAAAUCACCCUUAACAGUGGCCGCAAAUAAUAUAAAAUAUUAUGGAAUUACCAACUAAAAAAGUGAAAGGACUGUAGGAAAAGAACAUUAAAUCUUUGAAGAAGACAGCAGAGAAUGGGAAGAUGUCCCUUGCCCUUGUUAGGUAGAAAUCAACAUAGCAAUCUACAGGCUCACUACCAUUCCCAUGUAAGUAUCAGAAAAAUUCUUCACAGAUCUCAAAAUAAAAACACUCAACUUCAUAUAGAAAAGCCAAAAAAAUUGCAGGAUAGCCAAAACUAUCCUAUAUAAAAAUAAUUUCUGCAGGCAUCACAUUCCUUGACUUCUUCAGAUGAAUACAGAGCUCCAGUACUGAAGAGAGCCUGGUGUUGGCACAAAAACAGAUAGGAGGACCAAUGGAACUGAUGCUGGCUAAGACCCAGACAUCACUCCACUCACCUACUACACCUGAUUUUUGACAAAGCACCAAAAAAUAUAA